UAUUUAAACCGUUAAGAAACCCCGUUUUGAAGGAGAGCUUAAGGAGAGUGCCUACCACUACCUCAGUCAAAUACUCGGAACAAAUUGUUUUAUCAACUACUAGGAACACUCCCAUAGUCCCAUCAACUGGUGAUCAAAGUUUACAGCUUGUUGCUCACUCAGUGAGUUACUCAGAAUCUCCAUACUCGUUAGAGAAAAUCCCCGCUAUGAGAGCAUAAGCAAUGCAUUCGAGGAUAGGGUUUGUCUUGGCAUGCACCAGAAGAACCUCAUCUUCACUGUUCUCAGCUAUUUUGCCGUACGCUGCUACCCACGAAUUCCGAGUAGUUGGUUCACGUGUCUGCCGGCGAGCCUCACUUUCAGGCGACAGCGUAAACUUAAGCGGCUUCCAUUUGGCCGUAUCCUGGCAUUGGGAACGCCAAUUUAGUAGCUACGCUUUUGAGCAGUUCUCCGACGAUGAAUACGAAUGCGACUUUGAGACUCAUCCGGCAUCAUCAUCCGUGGCCAACAUCGACGAGUGGAAAUGGAAGCUAAGCUUACUCUUGGGCAGCGAGGACCAAGAAGUUGUAUCCAGAGAUAAAAGGGAUAGACGUGACUAUGAACAAAUCUCCAACCUUGCUAAAAGGAUGGGCCUCCACAGUGAAAUUUAUGGUAAGGUAGUGGUCAUAAGCAAAAUUCCUCUCCCCAACUACAGGCCAGAUCUUGAUGACAAGCGGCCCCAAAGAGAGGUUGUCAUACCACUAAGUUUACAAAGGAGAGUGGAAGGCUUGCUUCAGGAACAUCUGGACAGAAUCCAGCUUUCUGGGAAGUCAGAUAUUAUAUCCAGUGAAACUGAAACAACUGAUAAGGUUGAAAGUGCAACUAUGGAUGAAAAUCUGGAUUCUUUCUUAGAUGACUCGGUUAUGGAGAAGGUUCUUCAGAGGCGAAGCUUGCGCAUGCGCAAUUUGCAGAGAACGUGGCAGGAGUCACCCGAAGGGAAAGAAAUGAUGGGUAUUCGAGAAUCGCUUCCAUCGUGUAAGGAAAAAGAAAGAUUGCUUCAAGCAAUUGCUCGCAAUCAGGUUGUGGUCAUUUCUGGUGAAACUGGAUGCGGUAAGACUACCCAACUCCCUCAGUACAUUUUGGAAUCUGAAAUUGAAUCUGGUCGUGGUGCAUUCUGUAGCAUAAUUUGUACACAGCCUCGAAGAAUAUCUGCAAUGGCAGUUGCAGAAAGAGUGGCUACGGAGAGGGGUGAACUUCUUGGAGAAUCAGUUGGUUAUAAAGUGCGACUGGAGGGGGUGAAAGGAAAAAAUACACAUCUUCUCUUUUGCACUAGUGGUAUUUUGCUACGGAGGCUUUUAAGUGACCGCAAUCUUGAUGGUAUUACCCACAUCUUUGUUGAUGAGAUUCAUGAGCGUGGUAUGAAUGAAGAUUUUUUACUGAUUGUGUUGAAGGACCUUCUUGCUCGGCGUCGAGAUUUAAGACUGAUUUUAAUGAGUGCUACUCUUAAUGCUGAUCUUUUUUCUAGUUAUUUUGGUGGAGCACCUACUAUUCACAUUCCAGGCUUCACAUACCCUGUAAGAGUACAUUUUCUUGAAGAUGUAUUGGAAGUGACCGGGUAUAAGCUGACGUCAUUCAACCAAAUUGAUGACUAUGGCCAAGAUAAGAUGUGGAAAACACAAAAACAGCUAGCGCCCCGGAAAAAGAAAAACCAGAUUACUGCGCUUGUUGAGGAUGCGCUAAGCCGAUCGAACUUUGAAAGCUAUAGUGCGAGGGCACGGGAUUCCCUGGCAUCCUGGUCUCCUGAUUCUGUAGGAUUUAAUCUUAUUGAGGCUGUCUUAUGUCAUAUAUGUCGUAAGGAAAGACCAGGAGCUGUUUUAGUAUUUAUGACUGGGUGGGAAGAUAUUAGCUGUUUGAGGGGACAGCUUAAGGCUCAUCCUCUGUUGGGCGACCCCAAUAGGGUGUUGGUGCUUACAUGUCAUGGUUCAAUGGCAACUUCAGAGCAGAUUCCCUAGAACAAUGCACUCCAUUGCCGUGUGGUUUAUUAUAGUAGUUGUUUACCAACAGAAACUCAUAUUUGAGAGGCCUCCUCAAAAUGUUCGGAAAAUUGUACUUGCUACAAAUAUGGCUGAGGCAAGUAUUACUAUCAAUGAUGUAGUGUUCGUAGUUGAUUGUGGAAAAGCAAAGGAGACAACUUAUGAUGCACUAAAUAAUACUCCUUGCUUACUACCUUCAUGGAUAUCUCAAGCCUCUGCUAGACAGAGAAGGGGCAGGGCUGGUCGUGUGCAGCCUGGUGAGUGCUACCACUUAUAUCCACAUUGUGUUUAUGAAGCUUUUGCCGAGUAUCAAUUACCUGAACUUCUAAGAACUCCUCUAAAUUCACUUUGUCUGCAAAUAAAAAGUUUACAAGUUGGAAGUAUUACUGAAUUUUUGUCUGCGGCUCUUCAACCACCAGAGGCAUUGGCUGUGCAAAAUGCUAUUGACUUUUUGAAGAUGAUUGGGGCAUUAGAUGAACAUGAAAAUCUUACGCAUCUCGGUAAAUAUUUGUCAGUGCUUCCAGUGGAUCCUAAGCUCGGAAAAAUGCUAGUUAUGGGUGCUAUUUUAUGUUGCUUCGACCCCAUAUUGACCAUUGUUGCUGGCCUUAGCGUCAGGGAUCCUUUUCUUUUGCCUCAGGAUAAGAAGGACUUAGCUGGGACAGCAAAGUCUAGGUUCUCAGCAAAGGACUAUAGUGAUCACAUGGCUCUUGUCCGUGCUUAUGAAGGAUGGAAAGAUGCUGAAAGAGAAGGAUCUGCAUAUGAAUAUUGCUGGAGAAACUUUCUUUCUGCUCAAACACUUCAAGCCAUUCAUUCCCUUCGCAAGCAGUUUUCCUUCAUCUUGAAAGAUGCCAGACUGCUUGAAGAAGAAACUGCGGCUAAUAAUAAGCUAAGUCACAACCAAUCAUUAGUACGUGCUGUCAUAUGCUCUGGUUUAUAUCCUGGAAUUUCUUCUGUAGUUCACAGAGAGACGUCAAUGUCUUUCAAGACAAUGGAUGAUGGUCAAGUUUUACUUUAUGCCAACUCUGUGAAUGCACGUUAUCAAACAAUUCCAUACCCGUGGUUAGUGUUUGGUGAAAAGGUGAAGGUCAAUACCGUUUUCAUACGUGAUUCUACUGGAGUGUCUGAUUCUAUUUUGAUCCUUUUUGGGGGUAGUCUUAACUUCGGCACUACGGCUGGCCACUUGAAAAUGUUGGAUGGUUAUCUAGAAUUCUUCAUGGAUCCCAGCUUGGCUGCAUGUUACAUGAACCUCAAAGAGCAGCUUGAUGAUCUUUUGCAAAAGAAGCUAGAGGAUCCAGAGAAGGACAUGCACAAGGAAGGUAGAUACCUCAUGCUUGCUGUUCAGGAACUGGUAUCAGGUGAUCAAUGUGAAGGACGGUUUGUUUUUGGCCGGGAGAGCAAGAAGCCUAAGGAGUCUAGUAAUGAUGACAGGUUUACAAGGGAUGGGACAAACCCCAAAAGCUUAUUGCAAACUCUCCUGAUGAGAGCGGGCCACCAUCCUCCGAAGUAUAAAACAAAGCAUCUCAAGACAAAUGAGUUUAGGGCACUUGUGGAGUUCAAAGGAAUGCAGUUUGUGGGAAAACCAAAGAGAAACAAAGCUCUAGCUGAGAAAGAUGCUGCAAUUGAGGCAUUGGCAUGGUUAACUCACACUAAUGAUAAAAACGUUGAAGACAACAACUCCCCACCAGACGUUACUGACAACAUGCUGAAACUUCUUUGUAAGCGACGGAAGUCAAAGAAACGCUGAGGAUGACAUGUCUGUUAUUAUCACGCAGAAUGGCUGAUGUACCCCCAGGUGCAUUAUGCCUUGUGAGUUGUGAACCAGUGAUUGACGGCGCUCCCAGAUGUCUGACUAUUUACGAAGGCCAACCACUCGAGAUGUAUGGAUGGAUAUAGUGAUAUACCUUAGAUCUUCAUGAGUAAUAGAACAAAGCUUGAUGACUUUACAAGCGUUUUGAUGUACCUUAGGAAUUAUUUAUUCAUUUAUACAAUUGUACUUGUAUAUGAGAUCUGAAAUGUAGAGAUAUGUACAAGCGUUUUGAUAUUUUCAUUGCAGUAAAUGAGUAAAUCCAGUAAUUGCACCCAAGUCAAUGGAACACAGCUGGGCUAGUGGGCUA
Molecule: messenger RNA, 4123 nt
Organism: Cuscuta epithymum
Lineage: Eukaryota; Viridiplantae; Streptophyta; Magnoliopsida; Solanales; Convolvulaceae
Source: the annotation of a GenBank genome assembly